Messenger RNA from Entelurus aequoreus (snake pipefish), 22765 nucleotides. RefSeq names its product plectin-like. Gene Ontology annotation, biological process: wound healing; intermediate filament cytoskeleton organization; hemidesmosome assembly. Gene Ontology annotation, molecular function: calcium ion binding; structural constituent of muscle; ankyrin binding. Lineage: Eukaryota; Metazoa; Chordata; Actinopteri; Syngnathiformes; Syngnathidae. The transcript is spliced from 73 exons. Gene Ontology annotation, cellular component: intermediate filament; perinuclear region of cytoplasm; focal adhesion. Bases 374 to 20461 code for a protein of 6695 amino acids. The record is from RefSeq and is a predicted model, not a curated record.
CGAAAAACGAGAAGGCGGAUAGGACAGUUUUUUUUGUCGGUGCCAGUUUUAACCCGAGACAUGCCCGAACACUAAUCCUGGAAUGUUUAUUCCCGUGGCAGGAUGAUAUUGUGCGAUGAGGAAGAGCUGCGGGGAGCACCAAGUCGGACUGUCCUCUAGUCAGCGUCCUGAUAUGUCAGCAUAUGAAAGAGUGGUCAGUGUAACGUUAUUGGCACACAUUCUGCAAAGCUUUUAAUAACCUGCAGAUCGUUCCGUUCCAAGACAAUUGUCAUUCAUGCAGGGGAGCAUCUGUGGCAGUAGUUGCUGACUAAGCGACACCGCAAGGUAACAAGCAGUGUCAACUUGCUUCUUUGAUCGUUCCUGUGGAUGAAAGAUGGCCACCUGGAGGGACAGCCGGAGGCAUCGAAUCCCAUCGAAGGACAGCAUUGGAGAGGUGAGCAGUGUCCCUGGUACUGGUGACACACUCCCCUGGAAUCUGCCCAAACACCAACGGGCCAAACUCUCCAAGUCAGCCUCGGGUGAAGUCCUAGAUCCAGCUGAAAGGGCUGUAAUCCGCAUCGCAGAUGAACGAGAUCGAGUACAGAAAAAGACCUUCACAAAAUGGGUGAACAAGCACCUGAUUAAGUCCAACCGUCAUAUAUCCGACCUGUACGAGGACCUUCGAGAUGGACAUAACCUGAUCUCAUUGCUGGAGGUCCUCUCUGGAGAAAAACUGCCCAGAGAGAAAGGCCGCAUGAGAUUCCACAAGCUGCAGAAUGUACAAAUAGCGCUGGACUUUCUCAAACACCGGCAGGUCAAGUUGGUCAACAUCAGAAACGAUGACAUCGCAGACGGGAACCCCAAGCUGACCCUUGGGUUAAUAUGGACCAUCAUCCUCCACUUCCAGAUCUCCGAUAUUCAGGUCAAUGGCCAAUCUGAGGACAUGACAGCCAAGGAGAAGCUGCUGCUCUGGUCCCAGAGGAUGACCGAUGGCUACCAAGGCCUUCGUUGUGACAAUUUCAGCACCAGCUGGAGAGAUGGGAAGCUCUUCAACGCCGUCAUACAUAAGCACUAUCCCAGGCUCAUUGACAUGGGCAGAGUCUAUCAACAAAGCAACCAGGAGAACCUUGAACAGGCUUUCCACGUUGCUGAGAAAGAUCUGGGCGUGACACGUCUUCUGGACCCAGAAGAUGUCGAUGUUGCACACCCAGAUGAGAAAUCCAUCAUCACAUAUGUGUCGUCGUUGUAUGAUGUCAUGCCUCGGGACGCAAUGAGAACUAAUGAUUUGGAGCUGCGCUGGCAGGAGUACUAUGAGUCCAUGACUCUUCUGCUCCAGUGGAUCCGUCACCAUGUCAUGAUCUUCGAGGAGAGGAAGUUCCCAGCCAGCUAUGAGGAGACAGAGCUUCUUUGGCGUCAAUUCUUGAAGUUCAAGGAGACAGAGCUACCAUUGAAAGAGACUGAUAAGAACCGCUCCAAACAGCUCUACCAGUCAUUCGAGGGUGCAGUACACUCUGGCCAGGUAAAAGUCCCACCAGGCUACCAUCCUAUCGAUGUGGAGAAAGAUUGGGGACGACUCCAUGUGUCCAUGCUGGAGAGAGAGCGACUGCUGAGGACUGAGUUUGAAAGACUUGAGAGACUACAGAGGAUUUUCAGCAAAGUCCAGAUGGAGUCAGGGAGGUAUGAUGACCACUUCAGCCACCUCGAGACUCUGCUGCAGACGGAUAUGCGUCUACUGAGUGCUGGCAAACCAGCUCAGCACACGGCAGAAAUCGAGCGUGAGAUGGACAGAGCCGACAAUGUAGUGCGUCUGCUCUUCAAUGAUGUGCAGACCCUUAAGGACGGGCGGCACCCACAGGCUGAGCAAAUGUACCGCAGGGUCUACUCCCUUCACGAGCGCCUGGUCAACUUGCGCAGCGAUUACAACCUUCGUCUGAAGACUGCCCAGGUUGCCAUUGCCCAGUCCACCGUGAAGACUACUACCCUGAAAGUACGGUCUGAUUUGGACGACGUGACCCUGCGCUAUGUCCAAGAUCUUCUGGCCUGGGUGGAAGAGAACCAACGGCGUAUCGAUGACGGAGAAUGGGGAUCCGACCUGCCUUCUGUGGAGUCACAGCUGGGCAGCCACAGAGGUCUGCAUCAGACAGUAGAGGAAUUCAAAUCAAAGAUUGAACGUGCAAAGGCUGAUGAGAGUCAAUUGUCCCCUGGAAGCAAAGGUGCUUACAGAGAGUACCUGGGCAAACUGGACCUUCUGUAUGGCAAACUACUGAACUCUUCAAAGUCCCGCAUGAGAAACUUGGAUUCGCUGCAUGCAUUUGUCAGUGCGGCCACCAAGGAGCUCAUGUGGUUGAAUGACAAAGAGGAGGAGGAAGUCAACUUUGACUGGAGCGAUAGGAACAGCAACAUGACCGCCAAGAAAGACAACUACUCGGCUCUCAUGCGUGAGUUGGAGCAGAGAGAGAAAAAAGUCAACAAUAUCCAGACUACAGGAGACAAACUUGUCAAGAAUGGCCAUCCUGGCAAGAAGACAGUGGAGGCAUUCACGGGUGCCCUGCAGACUCAGUGGAGCUGGAUCCUCCAGCUGUGCUGCUGUAUUGAGGCUCAUCUUAAAGAGAACACAGCUUACUAUCAGUUCUUUGCUGACGUAAAAGAAGCUCAGGACAAGCUGAAGAAAUUGCAAGAGACCAUGAACAAGAAAUACAGUUGCGAUCGCUCCACCACAGCCACACGCCUUGAGGACCUACUGCAAGACGCUGUGGAGGAGAAAGAACAGCUAAACGAAUUCAAAACUCACGUGAACGGCCUCAACAAGAGAGCUCGCUCCAUUAUCCAGCUGAAACCACGCAACCCCACAACGUCCAUCAAAGGAAAACUCCCCAUUCAAGCCGUCUGUGACUUCAGACAACAAGAGAUUACCGUUCAUAAAGGAGACGAGUACGCGCUCCUCAACAAUUCCCAGCCAUUCCAAUGGAAGGUGUUGAGUCACACCGGACAGGAGGCACUUGUGCCUUCUAUUUGCUUCUUGGUACCACCCGUCAACAAGGACGCCAUGGACAGUGUGUCCGGGCUGGAUACAGGUCACCAGAAGAUGGUGUCCACGUGGCAGAUGUUGUACAUCAACAUGAAGAGUCUGCUCUCUUGGCAAUACCUGAUGAGGGACUUUUCGCAGAUUCGCACCUGGAACAUCACAACGUUAAAAUCAAUGAAACCAGAUGAAUAUCGACAAAUGAUGAGGAACCUGGAAAUCCACUACCAAGACUACAUGCGUGACAGCAAGGACUCUCAGCUCUUCGGACCUGACGACCGCGUGCAAGUGGAGGACGACUACACCAAAUCCACCCAGCACUUUGACAGCCUACUUCGCUCCUUGGAGGAAGGUCAACAAAAUGAAUCUCUGUGUAAGAACUACAUCACUGAGCUCAAAGACCUGCGUCUGCGAAUUGAAGACUAUGAGGCCCAGACUGUGGCUCGCAUCCGCAAACCCAUGGAAAAGGAACCUCUGAAAGAAUGUGUUCAGAAGACAGUUGGCCAGAAGAAAGUACAAGUCGAGGUUGAUGGCCUCAAGAUGGACCUUCAGAAGAUGUCAGCGAGAGCACAGGAGAUCUUAAAAUCCUCUCAGAAUUUUGCUUCUUCUCCUGUGCUGCGUUCUGAGCUUGACCUCACCGUGCAGAAGAUGGAUCACACGCACACGCUCUCCUCCGUUUAUCUGGAGAAGCUGAAGACUCUGGAAAUGGUCAUCCGGAACACUCAGGGUGCAGAGGGGGUCCUUAAGCAGUAUGAGGAUUGCCUGCGUGAAGUCCACACUGUGCCGGGUGACGCCCAGGCAGUGGAGACAUACCGUGCAGAGCUUAAGAAAAUGAGAACAGAGGCCGAGGCGGAACAGUCCGCGUUUGAUUCCCUUGAAGAAGAACUCAAGAAAGCCACUGCUGUGAGUGACAAGAUGAGUCACGUGCACAGUGAGCGGGAUGCGGAGCUGGACCACUACCACCAGCUCCAUUCCAGCAUUCAGGACCGCUGGAAGGCCAUGUUCGCGCAGAUUGACCUUCGCCAGAGAGAGCUAGAGCAGCUCGGCCGCCAGCUGGGUUAUUACCGGGAGAGUUACGAUUGGCUCAUCACUUGGAUAGCAGACGCCAAGCAAAGACAAGAAAGGAUCCAGACUGUGCCCAUCACUGACUGCAAGACUCUGAAAGAGCAACUGGCACUGGAGAAGAAAUUACUGGAAGAGAUUGAGAAAAACAAAAGCAAAGUUGAUGAGUGCCAGAAAUACGCCAAAGCAUAUAUCCACAUAAUCAAGGACUCUGAACUCCAGUUGGUUGCCUACAGAGCACAAGUGGAGCCCCUGGCUUCCCCUUUGAAGAAAACCAAACUAGAUUCUACAUCUGAUAACAUCAUUCAGGAGUAUGUAACACUGAGGACCCGCUACAGUGAGCUGAUGACUCUGACUAGUCAGUACAUCAAGUUCAUCACUGAUGCACAGCAACGCCUGGAGAAUGAGGAGAAAGUUGCAAAGAAACUCAAAGCAGAAGAACAGAAAAAAAUGGCUGAGAUGCAGGCUGAAUUAGACAAACAGAAGCAGUUAGCUGAAGCUCAUGCAAAGGCCAUUGCCGAGGCAGAAAAAGAGGCGCAAGAGUUGAAGCUUAAAAUGCAGGAAGAAGUUAGCAGGAGAGAUGUCGCUGCUGUAGAUGCGGAAAAGCAAAAGCACAAUAUUCAACAGGAACUCCACGAGCUCAAAAAUCUUUCAGAGCAGCAGAUCAAGGACAAAAGUCAACAAGUGGACGACGCUCUUCAAAGUCGAGUAAAGAUUGAAGAGGAAAUCCGCCUCAUAAGAAUCCAACUUGAGACAACAGUCACACAAAAAUCUACUGCGGAAUCUGAGCUAAAGCAACUUCGUGACAGAGCGGCUGAAGCUGAGAAACUUAGGAAGGCUGCCCAAGAAGAAGCCGAAAAGCUACGCAAACAAGUCCGUGAAGAGAGCCAAAAAAAGAUCAUGGCUGAGGAGGAACUCAAAUUAAAAUCUGAGGCAGAAAAGGAAGCUGCACGCCAAAAGCAAAAAGCCCUGGAAGACCUUGAAAUGCUGAAAAUGCAGGCGGAGGAGGCAGAAAGGCAAGUUAAGCAGGCCGAGGUUGAAAAGGAAAGACAAAUUAAGGUUGCUCAUCAAGCAGCCCAGAAGAGUGCUGCCGCUGAGCUCCACAGCAGACACACUUCCUUUGUGGAAAAGACCUCCAAACUGGAAGAAUCCCUCAAACAAGAGCAUGGCGCUGUCCUUCAGUUGCAACAAGAAGCUGCACUUCUGAAGAAACAACACGACGAUGCAGAAUUGGCUCGGGAAGAUGCAGAAAAGGAACUUGAAAAAUGGAGGCAAAAGGCUAACGAGGCCCUCCGCCUAAGGCUCCAGGCUGAGGAAGAAGCUCACAAAAAGAACCUUGCGCAGGAAGAAGCUGAGAAACAAAAAGAGGAGGCGGAGCGGGAGGCUAGAAAGAGGUCCAAAGCUGAAGAGUCAGCCUUGAAGCAGCGAGACAUGGCAGAGAAAGAACUGGAGAGGCAGAGGAAGAUGGCUGAGAGCACUGCUGAGCAGAAACUUGCUGCAGAACAAGAGCUGAUUCGUCUCAGGGCAGACUUUGACAAUGCAGAACAGCAGAGAUCCUUGCUGGAAGAUGAACUGUAUCGUCUCAAAAAUGAAGUUAUUGCAGCACAACAACAAAGGAAGCAGCUAGAAGAUGAACUAGCCAAAGUGAGAAGUGAAAUGAAUAUACUCAUUCAGCUUAAGUCCAAGGCGGAAAAGGAGACUAUGUCCAACACUGAGAGGAGCAAACAGCUUCUUGAGGCAGAGGCUGCCAAGAUGAGGGACCUAGCUGAGGAGGCCGGCAAGCUGAGAGGCAUUGCAGAGGAGGCCAAGCAUCAACGGCAAGUUGCUGAAGAAGAGGCAGCUCGUCAGAGAGCAGAAGCUGAGAGGAUCCUCAAAGAGAAGCUGUUUGCUAUCAGUGAAGCCACCCGUUUGAAAACUGAAGCUGAAAUUGCUCUGAAGGAUAAAGAAGCAGAAAAUGAGAGACUGCGUAGACAAGCUGAAGAUGAGGCUUACCAGAGAAAAGCAUUGGAAGACCAAGCCAACCAACACAAGCAAGCAAUUGAGGAGAAGAUCAUUCAACUGAAAAAAUCUUCUGAGGAUGAAAUGGACCGACAAAGGGCUAUAGUAGAUGACACACUUAAGCAAAGGCGAGUUGUCGAAGAAGAAAUCAGAAUCCUCAAGCUCAACUUUGAAAAAGCUUCAUCAGGAAAACUAGAUCUGGAACUCGAACUAAACAAGCUAAAAAAUAUUGCAGAGGAAACUCAACAAAGCAGGCUCAGAGCAGAGGACGAGGCUGAAAAGCUGAGAAGGCUUGCCCUCGAGGAAGAGAGAAAGAGGAGGGAAGCUGAGGAGAAGGUUAAGAAAAUCACUGCCGCAGAGGAAGAUGCAGCUCGACAACGCAAGGCCGCUCAGGAGGAACUUGAGCGUUUGAAAAAGAAAGCUGAAGAAGCCAAAAAGCAGAAGGACGAGGCUGACAAAGAAGCAGAAAUACAGGUCGUGGCAGCCAAACAAGCAGCCCUAAAAUGCAGUGCAGCGGAACAGCAAGCCCAAAGUGUUUUGGCUCAACAGAAAGAAGACAGCAUCAUGCAGAAGAAACUCAAGGAAGAGUAUGAAAAAGCCAAGUUGCUUGCAAAACAGGCUGAGGCUGCAAAGGAGAAGGCAGAACGAGAAGCAGCACUUCUCCGUCAGCAAGCAGAGGAAGCAGAGCGGCAGAAAGUGGCUGCUGAGUUAGAAGCCACAAACCAAGCCAAAGCCCAAGAGGAUGCUGAGAGGCUUAGGAAGGAGGCUGAAUUUGAAGCUGCUAAACUUGCUCAAUCUGAAGCUACGGCACUGAAGCAAAAGCAACAAGCUGAUGCGGAAAUGGCAAAACACAAAAAACUGGCAGAGCAGACACUGAAACAGAAGUUCCAAGUAGAACAAGAGCUCACAAAGGUUAAAUUUCAGCUUAAUGAGACUGACAAUCAAAAAUGUCUCCUUGAUGACGAGCUCCAGCGCUUGAAGGAUGAGGUUGAAGACGCUGACAAACAAAGGGCACAGGUAGAAGAUGAACUGUUUAAAGUAAAAGUUCAAAUGGAAGAGCUGCUCAAGCUUAAAAUGAAAAUUGAGGCAGAAAAUCAGCGCCUCACUAAAAGAGACAAAGAUAACACUCAAAAAUUCCUUGCAGAGGAAGCUGAAAAUAUGAAACAGCUUGCUGAAGAUGCUGCAAGACUAAGUGUCGAAGCCCAGGAGGCCGCUCGCCAAAGACAGAUUGCUGAAGAUGAUCUGAGUCAUCAACGAGCUCUUGCAGACAAAAUGCUCAAAGAGAAAAUACAAGCCAUACAGGAAGCAACCAAAUUUAGAGCUGAAGCUGAAAGGCUUCAAAAGCAGAAGGACUUGGCUCAAGAGCAAGCACAAAAGCUGCUUCAGGACAAACAACUCAUGCAGCAGCGUCUGGACGAGGAAACGGAGGAAUACCAGAAGUCCCUUGAAGCGGAAAGAAAAAGGCAACUCGAGAUUGUAGCGGAGUCCGAAAAACUUAAACUCCAAGUUUCUCAGCUCAGCGAAGCCCAGGCCAAAGCCGAAGAAGAAGCCAAGAAAUUCAAGAAACAAGCGGAUGCAAUUGCGUCUCGUCUUCAUGAGACUGAAAUUGCCACCAAAGAAAAAAUGACCACUGUUCAAAAACUGGAAGUUGAAAGACUAAGUACCAGCAAAGAGGCAGAGGAUUUACGCAACUCAAUCACAAUCCUUGAGAAGGAGAAGGCUAGACUGAAAAAAGAGGCUGAGGAACUUCAAAAUAUGUCUAAAGAGAUGGCUGAUGCCCAGCAGAAACAAAUUGAGCAUGAGAAGAUAUUGCUUCAGCAAACAUUCCUUACAGAAAAAGAAAUGCUGUUAAAGAAGGAGAAGCUCAUUGAAGAUGAGAAAAAGAAAUUAGAAAGCCAGUUUGAAGAGGAAGUCAAAAAGGCUCAAGCUCUCAAAGAUGAACAAGAACGGCAGAGACUGCAGAUGGAGGAAGAGAAGAAGAAACUACAGGCUACCAUGGAUGCAGCUCUUAAUAAACAAAAAGAAGCUGAAAGGGAGAUGCUUAACAAGCAAAGAGAAAUGCAGGACCUGGAAAAGAAAAGAUUGGAGCAAGAAAGAAUCCUUGAAGAAGAGAACCAGAAACUGCGAGAGAAACUGCAGCAGAUGGAGACUGUCACUGUGGUCGAUAAUGUUCUUAAUGGACAAAAUGCCAUUGAAAUAGACAGUACCCAGAAGAAAGUAGAUCCCUUAUCUUUUGAUGGUAUUCGUGAAAAGGUCCCGGCAAUCAGACUUCAAGACUUGGGUCUUUUACCAAAGAAAGAUUUUGAUAAGCUUAAAAAUGGUAAAACUACAGUUCAAGUACUUGGUGAGACUGAACAUCUCAAAAGAAUUCUUAAAGGAAAGAACAGCAUUGCCGGCAUUUUGACACCAUCAAAACAAAUAACAUCAAUCUACCAAGCAUCCAGAGAGAAAAAAAUUACUCCAGGCACAGCCAUGGUACUUCUUGAAGCUCAGGCAGCAUCUGGUUACAUGCUAGACCCCAUUAAGAAUCAGAAAUAUACUGUUAAUGAGGCUGUCAAGGAAGGCUUGAUUGGCCCAGAGCUGCAUAAUAAAAUGCUUUUAGCUGAGAGGGCAGUUAUUGGUUACAAAGACCCAUACACUGGUGGCAAGAUAUCUGUCUUUGAAGCUAUGAAGAAGGGUCUGAUAGAACAUGAUCAUGCCAUCAGAGUUCUUGAGGCUCAACUUGCAACAGGGGGCAUUAUUGAUCCUGUCAAUAGUCACCGUGUACCCAAUGAAGUGGCCUUCAAACAGGGACUCUAUGAUGUGGAAAUGAACAAGUGUAUGGAAAAACCCUCAGAAAAUGCAAAGGGUUACUUUGAUCCCAGCACCCAGGAAUCAUUGACAUAUUCUGAAUUAAUGACGAGAUGUUGCACUGAUCCGGACACUGGCAUGCUGCUUUUGCCAAUCACAGACAAAGCUGCUCAAUGCUCCAGCAUGUACACAGAAGAAGAGACCAAGGAUGUGUUCAACAAAACAACAGUAUCUGUUCCAUUUGGAAAAUUCAAGGGAAAAACUGUGACCAUUUGGGAAAUAAUCAAUUCUGAAUACUUCACUGACGACCAAAAGAAAGACCUUCUUCGUCAGUACAAGACAGGGAAGAUCACAAUCGAAAAACUAAUUAAAAUUGUGAUCACUGUGGCAGAAGAAAAAGAGAAGAAGAACGAAAUUAACUUCAGUGGUCUUCGAGCACCUGUUCCUGCCUCUGAGCUCCUUGAGUCCAAAAUUAUUGAUAAAGACCUGUACAACAAAUUGCAGAAGGGCAAUAAAACUAUCAAAGAGGUCUCUGCAAUGCAACCUGUCCACAAAGCUCUUAAGGGCACAAAUUGCAUUGCAGGUGUAGUUACUGAGUCCACAAAGGAAAUAAUGUCCUUCUAUAAGGCCAUGAAGAAGGACAUAAUGAGAGCUGGUCCUGCCUUACAUAUGCUUGAAGCUCAAGCAGGAACAGGCUAUGUGGUUGACCCAUUAGAAAAUCAAAAGUACACUGUUGAUGAAGCUGUAAAAGCUGGUGUUGUUGGCCCAGAGCUGCAUGAAAAGCUUCUAAGUGCAGAAAGAGCAGUUACAGGUUACAAAGACCCAUAUACUGGAAAGACAGUGUCUCUGUUUCAAGCAAUGAAAAAAGAGCUUAUUCCUUUAGAGCAAGGAAUCAGACUACUUGAUGCACAGAUGACCACUGGUGGCAUCAUUGAUCCGGUCAAGAGCCAUCACAUUCCUCAUGAUGUUGCCUGCAAGAGAAAAUAUUUUGAUGAUGACAUGAAGCAGAUUCUAAGCAAUCCAACUGAUGAAAUUAAGUGUUUCUUUGACCCCAACACAAAAGAAAAGGUCACAUAUGCGCAGCUCUUCCAGACAUGUGUAACUGAUGAGAAAACUGGUCUCCCGCUUCUACUUCUCACAGAUGAAGCAAUUAAUGCAAAGGAAGAGCCAACACUUACCGAAGCCCAGACAAAAGAAGCUAUGACUCAGGCAACUGUUGAGCUUGAAUCCGGACCACUCAAGGGAAGGAAGAUGACCGUUUGGGAUCUUAUCAAUUCUGGAUAUCUAACUGAGGAACAGAGACUUGAACUACUCAGACAAUUUAGAUCAGGAAAGAUAACAAUUGAAAAGAUCAUUAAGAUUGUCAUCACAAUUAUAGAAGAACAGGAGGCUAAGAAACGAGAGCAGCUAAGCUUCAAGGGUCUCAGAUCACCUGUCCCUGCAGACUCUCUGUAUGAUUCCAAAAUAAUUGACAAGUCAACAUUUGUUCGUCUUCAGCAAGAAAAAACAACACCUAAACAAGUCAGUGAGAAUCCUAAUGUCAACAAAUACCUCCAGGGAUCAGACAGCAUUUCUGGCAUCUUUUUAGAACCCACUAAAGAAAAAACAAGCAUAUAUCAAGCUAUGAAGAAAAAUCUGAUCAGACACAACACCGGCCUUGCUCUUCUCGAGGCUCAGGCUGCCACAGGGUUCAUUGUAGACCCUGUUAAAAAACAGUUUCUGACCGUAGAUGAAGCUGUAAAAUCAGGACUUGUUGGCCCAGAGCUACAUGAGAAACUACUCUCUGCAGAAAAGGCUGUCACAGGAUACAAAGAUCCAUUUACGGGCAACAAAAUAUCUCUCUUUGAAGCUAUGCUAAAAGAACUCAUUUUGAAAGAGCAAGCAAUGCCAUUCUUAGAGGCACAAAUGGUCACUGGAGGAAUAAUUGACCCUGUAAACAGCCAUCGUGUCCCAAUGGAUAUUGCAUUUGACAAGAACAUUUUCAGUCAGGAAGUGGCCAAUGUUCUAGCUCAGCCAUCCAACGAUAACAAGGUUUUUACAGACCCAGAAACGGAUGAAAAUGUUACAUAUAGGCAGCUUAAAGACAAGUGUAAAAGGGAUCCAGAGACAGGUAUGUGUAUCCUUCCACUCUCAAAACCUCAGUCUCCUACAGUUGUAGAAAAGACAUACCUCUACACAGAGGAGGAAACACAAAGUGACCUGAACAAAACUCCAAUUGACCUUCCCAUUGAGGGCCUAGCUGAUAAAUCUAUGAGUAUCUGGGAUGUCAUGAACUCAAAUUUGAUUCCAGAGCAGCAGAGACAAAAGCUUAUGGAGGAAUAUCGUUUAGGUAACCUUACCAAAGAGCGAAUGGUAAUCAUUAUCAUUGAGAUCAUGGAGCAAAGAGAGAUCAUCCGAAAUGAGAAUCCUCUGUCAUGUAAGACAAUGCGAAGACGAGUUACUAUUGAGGAACUUUACAAUGCCCGCAUCAUUGAUUUGGAGACAUACAACCUUCUCAAACAAGGGAAAAGAGAUAUCCGUGACAUACUGGAGUUGAGUAGUGUGAAACAUUAUUUGUAUGGCACGGGCUGUGUUGCUGGGGUCACAACUGACUCAAGUGCCAAGAUUAGCAUAUACCAAGCAAUGAACAGAGGAUUUCUUAAGCCUGAAAUUGCCCUCAACCUUUUGGAAGCACAGGCAGCAACAGGAUACAUUGUCGAUCCUGUAAGGAAUGAGAGGCUCACUGUUGAUGAAGCUGUACGCAAGGGUGUUGUUGGCCCUGAGAUCCAUGACAGACUACUUUCUGCUGAGAGAGCAGUUACGGGAUACAAAGAUCCAUACAGUGGAAAAGUCAUAUCUCUUUUCCAGGCCAUGAAAAAAGACCUUGUUCCAGAGGAUUACGCCCUGGCAAUGUUAGAGGCUCAGUCUGCUACUGGAGGCAUAAUUGAUCCUGAAUUUCAGUUCCACCUACCAGAAGACAUUGCUAUGCAAAGAGGUUUUAUCAACAAGGAGACCAAUGAAAGACUUACUGAUAACAAAGGAUUUGUUGACCCUGUCACUGAUGAAACCUUGUCCUAUGCACAGCUGCUUAAGAGAUGCCAGUUAGAAAGCGGAUACCGUCUUCUCUCUCUGGGAGACAAAAGGCUUGUGUUCAAGGGUAUUAGAAAACAAAUCACAAUGGAUGAGUUGAUCCGUUCGCAAAUUAUUGACCAGAAAACCGCUACUGAACUGAAUGAGGGUCUUAUUUCUGUUGAAGAGGUCAGCAAUAGGUUAUCAAAGUACCUUGAGGGCACAAGCUGUAUUGCUGGUGUAUACAUCGAAAACACUAAGGAGUGUCUGUCAAUCUAUCAGGCCAUGAAGAAGAACAUGAUCAGACCAGGUACUGCGUUUGAACUCCUUGAGGCCCAGGCAGCCACAGGGUAUGUAAUUGACCCAAUCAAAAACCUCAAGCUAACUGUCAAUGAAGCAGCAAAAAUGGGAAUUGUAGGUUCAGAAUUUAAAGACAAGCUUAUUUCUGCUGAGCGUGCAGUGACAGGCUAUAGAGAUCCAUACUCAGGCAAGACAAUAUCUCUCUUCCAGGCCAUGAAAAAAGGAUUAAUCCUGAAAGAUCACGGAAUCCGUCUCCUGGAGGCUCAGAUAGCCACUGGUGGAAUCAUUGACCCAGAAGAAAGCCACCGUUUGCCAGUUGAGAUGGCCUAUGAACGUGGCUUCUUUGAUGAAGAAAUGAAUGAAAUUCUGACCGAUCCAUCUGAUGACACCAAAGGCUUCUUUGAUCCCAACACUGAAGAAAACCUUACAUAUCUGCAGCUCAUGGAGAGGUGCAUUACUGAUCCUCAAACUGGACUGGUUCUUCUUCUACUAAAACAAAAGAAACGGGAGAGAAAGACCUCGUCCAAAUCAUCAGUUCGUAAACGCAGGAUUGUUAUAGUAGACCCAGACACAGGCAAAGAAAUGACUGUAUAUGAGGCCUACAGGAAGGGACUUAUUGAUCACCAGACCUAUUUGGAGCUUGCUGAACAAGAGUGCGAAUGGGAAGAAAUCACUAUGACGUCCUCUGAUGAUACAGUCAAAUCUGUUCUUAUUGACAAGAAGUCAGGCAGACAAUAUGAUAUUGAUGAUGCUCUGGCACGUGGCCUCAUUGACCAGAAUUGUCUAGAAUCAUAUCGAGCUGGAAACCUGUCCAUCACAGAGUUUGCUGACAUGCUGUCUGGAAACAUGGGAGGCUUCCGGUCUCGGACAUCAUCCUUUGGUUCAACCACUUGCUCUGAUUUCUCUUCCCCAAUGAGCCCAAUACCUUCCAUAAAACCACCUGCAGUCAUAUGGAAUGACCCAACAGAGGAGACCGGCCCUAUUGCUGGAAUACUGGAUAUAGACACAUUGGAGAAGGUAUCCAUCACUGAGGCCAUGCACAGAAACUUAGUAGACAAUAUCAGCGGCCAAAGAUUGUUGGAAGCCCAAGCCUGUACAGGAGGAAUAAUUGACCCUUCAAGCGGAGAGAGAUUUUCAAUUGGUGAUGCAGCAGAAAAAGGUCUUGUGGACAAAAUCAUGGUUGAGCGUCUGAACGUGGCUCAAAAAGCAUUCAAUGGAUUUGAAGACUCCAGAAGUAAAGAAAAGAUGUCUGCCUCCCAAGCUUUGAAGAAGGGCUGGUUGUAUUACGAGGCUGGGCAGCGCUUCCUUGAGGUACAAUAUCUGACUGGUGGACUUGUUGAGCCUGGUGUCGAAGGAAGAGUCUCACUGGAUGAUUCGAUUAAGAAGGGUGCCAUCGAUGCCCGCACAGCACAAAAACUGAGAGAUGUCAGUACCUACUCAAGAUAUCUAACAUGUCCAAAAACAAAACUCAAAAUAUCUUUUAAAGAUGCCAUGGACAGAAGCAUGGUUGAAGAAGGAACUAGUCUCAGGCUUCUGGAGGCCUCCUCGCAGUCCAGCAAAGGCCUCUACAGUCCCUACAAUGUCAGUGGCUCUGGAUCUGCUUAUGGCUCACGAACAGGUUCAAGGACAGGAUCCCGAUCAGGAUCUAGAAGAGGCAGUAUUGAUGCAGGCUCUGUUUUCAGUGCGAACUUCUCAUCCUCUUCCUUUACUUCAUCCUCCUCAACUGGCUACAGCCGGGAGGGGCUUUGUCGAAUGAGAAGGGGGAGAGGGAAGCUCAGGGAGGGUACAAGGGGGCACUUUGCCUACCGGCCGACCUGGUACAGCAUGAGCAACCUGAGCAGCAUCAGAAGGUGCAAGGAUGACAUCACCUUGUUGUUGGACGCACCUCUGACCUCCAUGUACGAGCGGCUGUUGGCAGAGAGCUGUGGGAGUUCAACUCAGCCGAUUAUGGGUAACCUCAUAAGCCGGCCCAGCUGCCUAGGCCAAAAGUCUAAGCACGUGAGGUCAGAUGAAGCCUUUCUGAAGGAGUGUUACCAACGGCGCAAAGUGUUGCAGCCUCCUGAUCAACAUGCACAAGAAAAGACCAAGAAAAGUGGGGAGUACGGAGACCAGGAGGCACAAGAACUGGAUCACAAGCGAGAGGAAGGGGCUCAUACACCCAUUUCUGAAAAGCCUCUCCGCAGUUCCCCAGCCUCCACAAUCAGGAGCACCAGUACUUUGGAUAAUGCAUGGCAGAGCACCCCCUCCCCGAUAAAAACAUCCCGUAAUGGCACACUUACAAGGAGGACGGUGCCCUCAGAGUUUGCAAGAUCCCCCUUGACUUAUCCUGACAAGACUGCAGCAGAGAAAAGGGCCAGCUUUCAGAUGAGAGAUUCCAGAGAAGGGAGUCCCUGGUCGUGGAAGACUUUGGCAUCAAGGGAAGUAACAGAAGUGACAGAGGUGACGGAAACUGUUGUGACGGAAAUUGUGGAAGUGACGCAGUAUCCAACGGGCGAUAAGGGAGGGGACCCCAUUAUCACAAGAACUGUGCGAGUCCUGAAUGGAGUUGCUGAGGAACUUGCUGAGUUCCAAAGUGAUGGGCACUCAAGCUCAGACCAAGAUUCAUGUCUGGAAAAAUGGAGGGGCACCAAGGCUCCAUUGGCCCUGAGAGACAUAUCUACAGACACCGAGACAUUCCUCCAAAACCUGGAAGCAUUGCUCACAUGGGUGUGUGAGAUAGAGGAGCUGACAGCAAAUCAAAAACCUCCAUCUUCAGAGGUCAAAGUGGUCAAAGCACAGCUUCAGGAACAAAGGCUUCUGCAACGCCUCCUGAAAGACAGAUGGAAAAGUAUGGAUACUAUGUUGUCCGAGGGUCCUCGGCUCGUGGAGGCCCACCCAGGGGAGGAGGGGGAGCAGGCAAAGGUCAAGCUCUCUGCUCUCAAACACAAGUGGGAGUCCUUACACCAAGUGGCAGAGCAAAGGAGGGUCAGUCUGGAGUGCAUUUUACCCAGAGCCCAGCACUUCCAGGAAGGUGCAGACAAUCUGCAGCUGUGGCUUAUAUCUGUGGAGCAGGUCCUCGCUGAACUACGUAACGCAGAGCGAGUGAUGCUGCAUCUCUCAGAAGCCACAGAGAGGGCAAAGGCUGUCGCUGAUGAGAUUCAAGUCAAAACUGCUGAUCUCGGAAAACUUCAGAACGCAGGCUAUGAUCUCAUGGAAGUGAUCUCAGAGGACGAGGGUCACCAGGUGCAAGGGAAGUUAGAUGGCCUCCGUAUCCGAUGCUCUGUACUAAAUCUGAGCAGCCUGGAUGUACUUCAAAGGUUGGAACAAGCCCUGGAGGCAUCCAGCCGCUGUACAUCCAGUCAGGAGGACCUUCACCUGUGGCUAGGCCGCAUUGAGAGGGAGCUCCUGGGUUCAGCUGUGGCUCAGACACAUGCCGGAGAUGCAGUGCUGUGUGUCGCUGAAAGACAGAGGCUGGAACAGGCUGUGGUAAAGGAGGUGACUUGGUUCAAAGACACAGCACUAAGACUUGAAAAGCUGAAAACUGUUCAUCUGGAUCCACAGCUCAUAUCGGAUCAACUCAAUGAGCAGAAGAUUUUGGCUGUGGAGAUCCUCCAACACAGGUUUAACAUUGAGAAGAUGGUUAAGAUUUCUGAAAUCUUGCAAACAUAUAGUGAUGAAGGCGAGGCACCCAAUCUGCAGACACCAUUAGAUGCCUUACAGGAGCAAUGCUUCACCACUUCAGCCACUAAUUCCCAUGUGGUUCUACAACUUGAGCAUGCUCAGUCACUACUUGCCCAGUUUUCAGAGGGCCAUGCUGAGGUGUCACCCUGGCUAGAAGAAACAAAAAGCCUCGUCGAGCAACUCUCCUUCAGCACGAUUAGCUAUGAAGCAUUCCGCGAAAAACAAGACCUUUUGCAGGGUCUGAGGGAGUCUAUAGCAGAGCAUAGACCCUUGAUCUCACGCCUAUGCUCCUUGGCAAAACGCCUGUCAGAGCUUAAUCCAAUUCAAGGAGAGGAAUUUUGUCAUCUGGCUACGGAUGCUGAGGAGCGACACCAAGAAAUCAGAAACCAUGUCAGGGAGACUGCCAGUAUUCUCGAAGAGUCCUUACCCAGAUUCACUCAGCUGAACGAGAGAAUGAUUCUCCUCAGAGAAAGGCUUGACCGCCUGCGCAGUCGAAUCCAAACUCCGACAUCACUUCAAGGUUUGACAGCAAGGAUUCAAGAGCAGCUGCAAGACAACAAGCACACAUUGGCCGAACUCUCCAAGUUGGAACUCAGCCUCAGCAAUGUCAAGACACAGACGGAUGACUUGCUGGCUAACACACAGGCAACUGGGGACACGUCCAUUGGCACAGUAAUCCAGGAGCAAGUGACCAACUUUUCCCAGCUGUUGUCUGAGACACACAGUGAGGUUCAAGAGAAGGAAAAGUGGCUGCUGAAACUGCUGGAUCUUUCCAUGAAGUUUUGGAAUGAUAUUGCCAAUGUCACAUCAGCUCUUAAUGAAGCUCAGCAGGCAGUUUUGGAUCUCAAUACAAGUCAGACGGAUACGGAAACAAUUCGCCAGAGCCUGGAGACCAUGCAGUCUGUCAGAGAGGAUAUUGACACUUUACAAGGAGAUCUAGACACUCUUGGUGUUCUUGGAAUGGACCUGAUGUCAGCAUGCGGGGACACAGACAAACCUGAUGUUACAAAGAGUCUGGAUGAACUUUAUUGUGUGUGGAACAUUUUGAGCAAACUGUGGAAUGACUGUCACAAGAAGCUGGAGGUGUCAUUGCAGAUGGCCAUACAUUAUCAAGACACUAUGCAGGGACUGUUUGAGUGGCUGAAAUCUGCAGAGCUGAGAUCAACUGAAGAGUUCAUGGUUGGAACUGACCUGGAAUCAGUCAAAGAGCAGCUUAGGGAUCUUAAGGAAUUUAAACGAGAGCUUUACCAGAAGAAGAUUGAAAUAGAAAGCCAAAACCAUCGCUUUGUGUGUCGACUGUCUCCUGGCUCAGAACGUCCAUACUCAGUCUCACCACUGUGCGACUUUCGAUUGCGUUGGGACAGUCUAGAGUCUGAGACUGUCAACAGACAGCAUCAAUUAGAAAGUGCGUUACUCGGACUGGGUCAGUUCCAGAACGCACUGGAUGAGGUGCAAUCAUGGCUUGCCGGUACUGCUGAACAACUGCAGGGCAAGCAGCCAAUUAGCAUUGACCUGCAGGCUUGUGAAAUAGAGCUGGCCAAACAUAAGGUUUUGCGAAAUGAUGUCCUUUCUCAUGUUCGCACUGUGAAGUCCCUGAACCAGGCAGGGAAGGAGUUGCUGGAGGUUGGGUCUGGAGACUGUGUGCAUGCUUCACAGUCUCGACUGGAGCAACUCAAUGAAAGCUGGGAGUUUGUUCUCUGUGAGACGGAACGUUGUCAGCUGGAAUUAGAAAACAGACUCAGUCAGGUGCAAGAUAUUACAUUGGAGAUUCAGGACCUCCUGCAGUGGCUGGACAACACAGAUAUCCGAUUGUCGUCGUCCAUAACCGUGUGGGGUAUGCCGGAGUCUGCCACUGAGAGACUUAAUGCUCAUGUUGAGUUGUGCAAUGAGAUGGAGUCAAAGUGUCAAAUGUACACAGAUAUGAAAAUUGCCAUCUGCAGAAUGCUUGAAGACAGUAAUGUUGUGCGGGGAUCAAGUACAGAGCACAGCCUGUCAAUCCUGGAACAAAGAUGGACUUCUGUGUACAACAAAGUUCAGGAGCGAAAGGCAAAGCUUACAAAAGGCUUGAUUCUGGCCAAGGAAUUCCACAGGAACGUCAAGGACCUUCUCACUAAGAUGACACAGUGUGAGGAGUCUACCAGGGUCCUACCGACUCCCAGCUUUGUUCUGGAAACAGUUUGUAACCAACUUCAGGAUCACAGAACACUGUCUGGUGAAGUAAAUGGUUAUGGUGAGAAGAAAACCACGGUUGAGAAUGCAGGCAGCAGACUUGCAGAACUUAGUAGGAAAGAAGACUGCGAUGUUAUCCAUAACCUCAUCAUGACCAUCCAGGAUCGGUACAAAAAACUACAGCAAUGUAUUUCAGACAGAGGCAAGAUGCUGGAUGAGGUCAAAAAGAAUGUCAAACAGUUUAAUAAACUCUGGCAUCUCCUGGUGGAGUGGUUGACAGAGGUAGAAGCGACCUUGGACACACACAAAGAGAUUGCGCCAUCACAUGAGGAGAUUAAACAGCAGCUAAUCGAGCAGAAGGAGUUCCAGAAACUCCUGAGAUCCAAGAGACCCAUGUAUGAGGCUGCGCUGAAAAGUGGACGCAACCUUCAUGAGAGCGCUCAAAGCAGCCAUGACAGACAGCACCUGAAAAACCUUCUGUCUGAACUCAAAGACACAUGGGACACUGUCAGUGGAAAGUCUAUGGAGAGACAACAUAAACUGGAGGAAGCCUUGCUGUUCUCGGGGAGAUUCACUGAUGCUCUACAGGCACUAAAUGACUGGUUGUAUAGAGCUGAGCCCCACUUGGCUGAGGAUGUCCCUGUCAGUGGAGACAAAGACACAGUCAACAAUCUGAUAGACACACACAAGGUAUUCCAAAAGGAGUUGGGGAAGCGAGCCGGGUGCAUCAAGACCCUUAAGCGCUCAGUCAGGGAUUUGACCAGGAGCAGCACAGCUGAUGCACACUGGCUGCAGGAGCAGAUGGAUGAACUGGAGAGCCGCUGGGAGGUGGUUUGCAAGCUAUCAGUCAGCAAGCAGGACAGACUGGAAAUUGCACUUGAGCAGGCUGAGAAAUUUGAUGGCCUUGUCCACACAUUCAUGGAGCACCUUACUGAGGCAGAGAGGACAUUAAAAUAUGGGGUCAUACCAGAUGAGGAAAAGGGUCUGCUUACCUUCCGCAAACAACAUGAGGAGUCAAUGGUUACUUUGCAGGCUCGGGCAGUGGAGUUGGAGAACAUCCAGCGUCUAGGUGAUGAGAUUCUCUCAUCCUGUCACCCAGACUCUGUUAUUACCCUUAAGUCUUGGAUGGGUGUUGCCAAAACCCGCUAUGAGGAGGUUCUGACAUGGGCCCAGCAGCAGGACCUAAAGAUCCAGACCAGUUUAGCAUCACUGGAGGCGGAGCGAGAGGAAGUCCAGAGGCUGUUGGAGUGGAUCUCCUCAGCACAAGAAGCUGUCAACAUCAGAGAUGAAGAGCCUUUGCCUGAAAACACAGAACAGAACCAAGAACUGAUUGAGCAACACGCCGAAUUCAUGAAGGAGUUGAAUAUAAAGUUCCCAGAUGUUGAAAAUGCAACAAAGUCCUGCAAACAUAAAAAUGUUUCUAAACAGCAUAUUUCUCCCAGCAAACGGCCUUUCAUAAAGAGAAGGAGCAUAAUGAAGCUGCAGCCAGCGGCACCAAUCCCCCUGGAGCACCUUGACCCACAGACACCGCUGCUCAGUCACCUGGUCAGUCAGUGGCAGAAACUUUGGCUCCUGGCUCUGGCGAGACAAAAAUAUUUGGAACAACACCAGCAAUCACUCAAAGAGAUGGAAGAAUUUGCCAACUUUGACUUCAAUGUUUGGCGAAAACGCUACAUUCAGUGGAUCAGUCAUUUGAAGUCUCGGAUCUUGGACGUGUUCCGCAACAUUGACAGGGAUCAAGAUGGACGCAUCAGUCAGAAAGAGCUCAUCGACUAUGUUCUUGCUUCUAAAUUCCCCACCAACUCUUUAGAAAUGAAUGCGGUGGCAAACAUCUUUGACAUCAAUAGUGACGGCUUCAUUGACUACUACGAGUUUGUGAGUGCGCUGCACCCGAGCAGAGAUCCCUACAGGAAAACUCUGGAUGCGGAUCAAAUCAAUGAAGAGGUGAGCCGUCAGGUAUCUCAGUGUAACUGCCCUCGGAGGUUCCAAGUGGAGCAGAUCAGUGCCAAUAGAUACAGGUUCGGAGAUUCCCAACAGCUGCGGAUGGUUCGGAUCUUGCGAAGCACACUAAUGGUCAGAGUGGGAGGAGGUUGGACUGCUCUAGAUGAGUUCUUGGUGAAGAAUGAUCCCUGCAGAGUAAAAAGUCGGACCAACCUGAAGAUCAAGGAGAAAUACUUGUCUCCAACAAACAGCGCCUCCAAAGGAUUGACUGUCAGCAGGUCUAACUCAAGCCUCAGUCUGUACAGCAGUGCCUCUGCCCCCACCAGCCCCAUGACACGCAAGGCUCUACUCCGCCGAAGCCUCUCAGGUGACCGCUGCAUUCGUCCGAGAAGUUCCAUCGCUGCUCUGGGAUCUGAACCCCUGUUUGUUACGACUGAGGGAGACGACAUGUUAUCACCAUCAGAAGAGGCUGAGAAGCUGCUACCCACAUGAUGGCCUUUGCCUCCGAGGUCCUUGUGUCUUCUAAACCUAAACAUCCUCACGGCCCCGAGACACGGUGAUAAGUAGAAGUACAGUGAUUGAGAGGCCAAAAAAAUAAAGCAAAAAACAAAAGCAGAUCCUGAAAAGAAAGUACUGUUGGAGGUCAGGAUGCAGAAACAUUUGCACCUUUUGUGAUGUCUAUGUGAAAAUACUGACAUGAGAACUGUCCCUCCUGGUGUGAGUCAUAAUAUUUUAUAUUCCCUGUUUCAAUUCACACAGACUUUCAUUGCAGAGAAAAUCGUUUUUUAUGCAUAGAAAUGUGAUGCAUGCUAGCCUGAACCUUGUAAUAUCAUAAAGUGCCAACAUUUGUGCACAUACUGUGUUUCAAAAACACAAUUACCCAAACAUUAGUAUACCAGCAGCAUACAGUAUGUUCAACUGUGGGAUGUUUUUUGUCAUUUUCCAUAAGCAUGAUGUUGUUGUCAGCGGGCCACACGUUUGUGUCUUUUACUCUUUCUGAUGCUUUUAAGUAAUUGAGCUUAUUUUUUUAUUUUGUUUACAGUCCUGUAAUGUUAGGAUAUUUUAAACACCGAAGAUUGUCUACUGAACAACGCACUGAUUUUUGACAGGUUGUAGAGAUUAUUUGCUCAGGAUUGGUUUUGCAUUUGGAUGUAUUUUUUUAUAUGCUGUGGAAAAUAUACUGUAUACGUUUUCAUUUUUACUCUAGGAAGGUCUUCUUUAGCACUUUUUUUUCCAUUUAAAAAGCACUUUCUGUGUCAGAGAAAGAAAUUUGACAGUUGUGAAAUACAUGUCGAAAUGCCAAACUGUAAUUCUGUGUACAAAGUUCAUGAAUUUAUACUCAACUACUGCAUACUUUCUUUUUCAUAUUCAGUAUCUUGUACCAAAAGUGUCUGUCUUCCAUGAUUAUUUCUAUCUUUCCUUUUACGUUUCUUUGUUUCCAAUAAUUUAGCUUUAGUGCUCUUGUUUGAAUGUGUUAGUCAUGUGAGACCACUUUACCCUGAGAUAGCGAGAAUUGCAAAUUCAAAUUCAGCCAAAUUCUUAACUUUUCAUGGCUGCAAACACGCUAAAUAUUUGGCUUUUUUCUUUUACUACAGUUUGGGCCUGAUCUACACAGAUCCAAAUAAGACAAGCUGAAUAGCAUGUGCAAACUAUAAAAUUGUGUGUACUAUUAGUGGUACAUGCAACUUGGUAUAAGUGCAAAAGCGAUGCAGCCUGCCCUAUUUAAAUGAGGUGUUUGCGUGUAUAUAGGCUGUUACCAUGGAUACACUAAUUUCCCUUCAUAUUUAUGGAAUCAUAUGCUCCAACCUGUAGUGUUUAUCUUCUUGUUGUUGACAUGCAGCACACAAAUCUUUAUACCACCUAUUAUGGGCUAUAUUGAAGCACAAUCUAGACAAUACAACCUAUUUUUAGUGCACUGAAGGUGCACUCUGGAAGGUGUUGUGUUGUUGUGAAGGUGCAUCUGGAGUGAUCCAGAUCCAAGACAAUGCCUGUUGCAAGAUUUACUGUGGUUUUUAUAGGCGAUAUUUCACUAUAAUAUACUGUUUCCCCAAUAUUGAAAACAACACCACCAAAACGGAUCAAAUACAUUAGUUUUAACCAGCAUUCAGCAGCUAUAUAAUUAUAUUUCUGAAUCGGGGAUAUGUAAUUAUUUUUUAUUUAUGAUAGUGCAAAUAUGUUGACACACAUGUUUGAUGGAGGAUUAUUUGUCCAUUGCCUUUGACACAAAUGUUUGAUGGAGGAUUAUUUGUCCAUCGCCUUUCCCGGGCAUCUAAUGUGCCGUUUGUGCGUAACUGUGCCACUUUGCACGUUUUCAAAUACAAAACAGCGGACACAGAGCAGUCUUAGCCUUGAUAAAUCACAUUGCGAGUGCCAGAUAAUUAUAUUUGCAUCACCUUCCUCCGGGAUUGUGGGCGUUUUAAUAAUCAGCAUACAUUCUGCAUAUACGAAAGGACAAACACGCCAAUUUGGAUGGUGCUCUAUAUUUUGUACAUUUAGGGGAAUGAUUCCUCCGCACACGAGCUUGGUAGAUCAACAUUCAGUGCGCUAUCAGGUUUGCACAUGUUUUAUUACACGCAAACCUUUAGUAAAUCAGGCUCUAAAUUUACAUUACGAUUAUGACCUACUCCAAGAUUGUCCUAAAUUUGUUCAUUGUAUCAUUAUAUGGUUAACAAAAGAACCCCCAACAUUGUAACUUCUACUAUGCACCCCAACCUUUCUCUACUGUCACUAAUCAUUCUAUGUCUACCUGUACAAGUGAAUACAUGUUUUGCUAUGAAAUAAACAUAUUUGUUGUGA